This is a messenger RNA of Fonticula alba, 2402 nucleotides long. RefSeq lists its product as hypothetical. Lineage: Eukaryota; Rotosphaerida; Fonticulaceae. Gene Ontology annotation, biological process: actin filament bundle assembly. The record is from RefSeq and is a predicted model, not a curated record. Gene Ontology annotation, molecular function: actin filament binding. The transcript is spliced from 3 exons. Bases 141 to 2402 code for a protein of 753 amino acids. Gene Ontology annotation, cellular component: plasma membrane; actin cytoskeleton.
GCCGGAUUCUGCUUUUCUCCCUUUGCCCUCCACCUCUUCCCUCUCCUCCUCCCAUUGCCGCGCACCGCCCCUCCUGUGGACGCUGCACCCUCUUGCCCCCUUACUCCCUCUCUCUCGUCCGUCCCUACCCACGGACCAACAUGACCUCCGAUAUCGAGGCCCGCCGCGCGGAGCGGCGCGCCCGCCUGGCUGCCCAACUUGCCGAGGUGGAGUCCGAAUUUGAGAGCCGUAAGCAGGCUAUCGCCGCCGAGGCCAGCACGGCCCCCCUGAUCGAUGAUGAUGGCUACGAGGCCCGGCGCCGUGAGCGCGAGGCCCGGCGCCUGGAGCGCGAGAAGGCCAAGCAGGCCAUCGCUUCUCCCUCGUCCUCGCCAUACGGCAAGUCGUUUGUCCCGAUCCAGUCGACCGCGCAGCCGCCCCGGGCCAAGCACACCGACACCGCCAAGCCGGUGGCCACCACCAAGCCCGAGGUGGAUGAGGCCCCGAAGCCCCGGCCCACGGAGACCGCCAGGCCGGUGGCCACCACCGAGCGCGAGCUGGAUGAGGCCAGCCCCGUGGCCGCUGCGGUCCUGGACGCCAGCGCCUCCACCGACACCGUCAGCCUGGCCACCGAGCCGGCGGUCGUCGAGGAGGCGCCCGAGCCGGAGCCCGAGCCUGAGAUCAUCGAGGAGGCCCCCGAGCCCGAGCCCGAGCCUGAGGAGGAGCCGGAGCCCGAGUGCGAGCCGGAGCCCGAGCCCGAGUCGGAGCCCGAGCCUGAGGAGGAGCCCGAGCCGGAGCCGGAGCCGGAGCCGGAGCCGGAGUAUGAGCCGGAGCCGGAGCCCGAGCCGGAGCCCACGCCGGCCCCCGCCGCCGCCACCACCGCCGCCGCCGCCGCCGCUCCUGCGAAGACCGACGCUUCGCCCGUCCUGCCGGCCGGGUCCAUCCAGAUCGGCGACCGGGUGUACACCCUGGACGAGUACGAGAACAUGUCGUACGAGGAGCGCCGUGAGGCGCGUCGCCUGGAGCGCGAGCAGCGCCUGAAGCGCGAGCAGGAGGCGGCCAACGAGCGCGAGGCCGCCAGCAAGGCCCGCAUGGAGGCCGAGCGCGAGGAGCGCCGCCGCCAGCGCGAGGCCCGCUCCGGUGGCCUCCCUCCCGGGGUCACCUCUCCCUCCUUGUCGUCCAGUGUCAAGUCCGCCGUGUCCUCCGGCGGGGUGGUCAAUGUGACGGCCCCGGCCACCGAGCGCCGGACCGCCCCCAGCUCGGCCACCGGGUCGCCCGGCGGCAAUGAGUCUUGCUCGGCCUGCGGCAAGACCGUCUACCGGCUGGAGCUCAUGCGGGCCGACGAGAAGCACGCCUUCCACAAGGCCUGCUUCAAGUGCAAGACCUGCAACAAGACCCUCUCCAUUGGCAAUUACGCCGCCAUGAAUGGGGUGUACUAUUGCAAGGUGCACUUCAAGCAGCUCUUCCGCCUGAAGGGCAACUACGAUGAGGGCUUCGGCCGGGAGCAGCACAAGACCAAGUGGGCCGGGGCCCCUGGCGCCGGGCCGGCCUCGGUGUCGGCGCACACCUUCUCCGGGACGGCCAGCGAAACGUCCACGCCGAACCUCGGCGCCGCCACCAGCAGCCCGGGCCUGCGGUCCUCUUCCGCCACCGGGACCGGGUCCCGCAGCGAGGGCAGCAGCCCGGCGCUGGCUUCCUCUUCCGGGUCCGGGUCGGUGUCGCGACUCCCCUCGGGGCGGAUCAUCGUCACCAACACCGGGUCGGCGGGUGGGUCUUCGGCGGCCAGCCGCCGUACCAGCACCUACGGCUCGCCGGCGGGGGGGACUUCCUCGCCGGCUGCCGGCGGCAUGUCGGUGCCCCUGCUGUCGACGGCGCAUUCGUCCUCCACGGCGGCGGCCCUGGACUGGAUCAACACCCGCCUGGCCGGGGAUGGGCACUGUAGCUCGUUGGUUCCUGUGCGCGACCGGGCCGGCCUGGCGCGUGCCGCCAAGAACGGCGUUCUCCUGUGCAAGCUGGUCAACACGGUCAAGCGCGGCACCGUCGACGACCGGGCCAUCAACACCGGGGCCACCUCCGGGGACGAUGUUCUGGGGAACAUGAACCUGGCUGUCAACAGUGCCAAGGCUGUCGGCGUGCCGCUGGGCGGCAUGGGCAGCCAGGCUGUCACGCCGGAGGCCCUGGCUUCCGGCGAUGCCGCGGCCAUUGAGCGCUUCUGCUGGGCCGUGGUCCGGACAGCCCUGCGGGCCGGGUUCGAGGUCAAGUACGAUGGGCAGUCCAAGCGCAGUCUCCGUUGCGGACAGUGCUCCUGCCGCAUGGGUGGCGAUGACAGCCAGGACAAUGGCCGUUACGCCAAGCGCGGCGACAGCACCUACUGCUUCGGCUGCUUCGAGGAUGAUGCGGCCUUCAUGAAGAUGUGCGCCCAGUGA